Messenger RNA from Microstroma glucosiphilum, 1280 nucleotides. Its product is annotated as short-chain dehydrogenase/reductase. The transcript is spliced from 2 exons. The record is from RefSeq and is a predicted model, not a curated record. The coding region runs from base 57 to 1073 and encodes 338 amino acids. NCBI's taxonomy places the organism in Eukaryota, Fungi, Basidiomycota, Exobasidiomycetes, Microstromatales, Microstromataceae.
UGAGAUCGACGAAGAAACAGUCGUAUCGAAGAAGCCCAUUUGACGGUCAGUCUACAAUGACCAGCUUCGUUGCCCCUUUUUUAAGGGCUUUUGGCGACUUUGUCUACUCGCAGCGCUUCGUGACGCCUGCCUCUCCUGUUCAAUCCUUCAGCGGCCAGACUGUCAUCGUCACCGGAGGCAACAACGGGCUAGGCAAAGAGGCUGCACGUCACAUCGCUCGGCUCGGGGCGAGCAAAGUCAUCAUAGCUGCGCGCAAUUCUAAGAAGGGUCAAGAAGCUCGUGAAGAUAUCCUCAAGACCACCGGCAGGGAGGAAGCCGCGAUAGAAGUGUGGCAGCUGGAUCUCUCAUCGUAUGACUCGGUCAAGGCCUUUGCCGAGCGCACUUCCUCGUUGGAGCGCCUCGACGUCCUACUGGCGAAUGCUGGGAUGCAGACCUCCGGCUACUCGACUGCCGAGGGGCACGAGCGCACCAUCACCGUCAAUGUCAUCAGCACUUUCCUCCUCGCUCUCCUUCUCCUUCCAAAGCUCAAAGAGUCAGCCAAACGCUUCAAAAUCGAGCCGCGCUUGACCAUUGUCUCUAGCGAGCUACACGCCUGGGUCAAUCCGGCCUCUUUUCCAAAGACGGACAUCUUCCCUACCCUCGACUCGGAGAAGCUUAGCCUGAACCGGUACAUGGUCAGCAAGCUCAUGGAGGUCCUCAUUGUCCGCGAACUCGCCCCUUCCCUCAGCGAGUCACCCGUCAUACUCAAUGUCCUAAAUCCAGGGCUGUGCUACUCAGGACUGAGUUAUCAGGAAGGCGAUGACGGUGUGAUUUUGAAAUUGGCGAAAGCGGCAUUCUUUAUCAUUGCUGCCGCCCGGACUACAGAAGUGGGCAGUCGCACACUGGUGGCUUCUGCUGCUGCGGGCAGGGAAAGUCAUGGAAAGUACAUGUAUGAUGGACUGGUUGGUGAUGAACAUCUUGGCUCCUGGGUACGCAGUGAUGAGGGCACAUUGGUGGGGAGGAGGGCGUGGGAGGAGCUGAGCGAGAUCCUGGAGAAGGUCAGUCCUGGUGUGACCGGCAAUCUCAACUCAUGACGACCGUUCGAGCCAGCGAGCUCGGGCAGAAAGUGCGUCUUAGGCAAUCUCCAACUUGUACAUAGCCAGCGAGGGAAGAUUGCUCUUUUGUCCAGCCAUGGACCCUUGCUUGUGCCCUUCUUCGAUAAUGCGCGAUGGCAAUCCACGCCCGUCUGCGGGCCACAUUGCCGAAGUUAUGUUGGAUGGCCAGCAGCAUGGGAACAGUGC